UGGCUGCGGCGGAGCAUGGCUGGCACUGACGGGCGUGUCCCCUGCAGACUGUGGGCGUAGGAAGCUGUCUGUUGACCGGAUCGUGGGGGGCCAGGACGCCAGUCUGGGCAAGUGGCCGUGGCAAGUCAGCCUGCGCUACGACGGCACCCACCUGUGCGGUGGCUCCAUCAUCUCCAGCGAGUGGGUUGUCACUGCCGCACACUGCUUCCCUGAGAGAAACCGGGUGGUGAGCCGCUGGCGGGUUUUCUCUGGCGCCAUCUCUCAGGUGUCCAGCAGGGGGCAGCAGGUGGGGGUGACGGGUGUGGUGUACCACGCGGGCUACCUGCCCUUCCUGGACCCCAACAGCGAGGAGAACGGCAACGACAUCGCGCUGGUGCACCUGGCCACGCCCCUCAGCUUCACCGAGGACGUCCAGCCCGUCUGCCUCCCGGCACUGGGGCAGCCCCUCCUGGACGGCAAGGUCUGCACUGUGACCGGCUGGGGCAACACCCAGUACUACGGUGAGUGUGCGACUGCCCCUCCCCCCCAGG
This is a messenger RNA of Terrapene triunguis (Three-toed box turtle), 530 nucleotides long. Its product is annotated as serine protease hepsin-like. Gene Ontology annotation, biological process: proteolysis. The transcript is spliced from 3 exons. The record is from RefSeq and is a predicted model, not a curated record. NCBI's taxonomy places the organism in Eukaryota, Metazoa, Chordata, Testudines, Emydidae. The annotation marks the transcript as partial. Gene Ontology annotation, molecular function: serine-type endopeptidase activity.